Molecule: messenger RNA, 2444 nt
Organism: Carassius auratus (goldfish)
Lineage: Eukaryota; Metazoa; Chordata; Actinopteri; Cypriniformes; Cyprinidae
Gene: baiap2l1b
Product: BAR/IMD domain containing adaptor protein 2 like 1b
Exons: 14
Coding region: 259-1716 (485 amino acids)
Biological process (GO): actin filament bundle assembly; actin crosslink formation; positive regulation of actin filament polymerization
Cellular component (GO): nucleoplasm; cytosol
Molecular function (GO): protein binding
Source: RefSeq, a predicted model, not a curated record
CAGACUCUUACAUUCACGCGCUCAUAAGUUUGAAGCAAAGCCUCUCUCAGCUCAACUCAAGCCGCCCGUAAUUGAGUAAGACCGCGGUCACUUUCUUUCGAAAAUCUAUAACACGGCUCUACAGACGGCCGUCUUGCUAUGAGGAGUUGAGGGAGGCAAUAAACGGGCUGUCUGGGUUAUUAUUUGGGAGUUUUGGGCGAUCCGAAUUAACGUUAAGGAUAUCUGAGUGCGCGAGCUCGUCGCGAAAGGGGCAUAGGAAUGUCGCGCGAUCCGGACGAGGUGAAUAAACUGACCGAGAGCACUUACAAGAAUGUUAUGGAACAAUUCAACCCCGGGUUGCGUAACCUCAUAAACCUGGGAAAGAGCUACGAGAAAGCGGUUUCAGCCAUGGUUCUGGCUGGGAAGCAGUACUUUGAUGCUGUAUCUAAGAUCGGGGAGAACGCAGCCGUAUCUCCAGUGUCCAGGGAACUGGGGGUCGUCCUGAUGGAGAUCUCAGACGUCCAUCGGAAAGUCAAUCUAGAACUGGAGGAGAACUUCAGACUGUUUCAUCGGGAGGUUAUUGCAGAGUUGGAGAGGAAAACUGACAUGGAUGUGAAAUACAUGACGGCCACGUUUAAAAGAUAUCAGACCGAACACAAGAUAAAGCAGGACUCGCUGGAGAGAUCGCAGUCAGACCUGAAGAAACUCAGAAGGAAAAGUCAAGGAAAGAAUGCUUCGAAGUAUGAGAGUAAAGAGAAUGAGUGUCUUGAGACUCUCACUCACCGUCAGAUGGACAUGCAGAAGUUCAUCGCUGAAGGCUGCCGGGAGGCUCUGCUGGAGGAGAAGAGGCGCUUUUGCUUCCUGGUGGACAAGCACUGCAACUUCUCCAGCCAGAUCUCCAAUUUCCAUGAAAAGGCUCGAGAGCUUGUGACAGAGAACCUGUCCACCUGGCAGGACAAAUGCGGUGACGCUGCCAAUGUUCCCGAUAGUGUAAUGUCCAUGAUUGAAGGUCUACGCACUCCAGCGUCCAACACUCCCCAGGCGUCUCCAGCCCUCCAGCACCACAACAGAGCUAACUCAGACGCCAUGUUUCCAGCACCUCCAGCUCCGCCUCAGACGAGUCCCCUGGCCAACAUGUUCAGUCAAGAGACCUCCAGGAGAGAGGAGAGAGAGUCUGACUACAACAACGAGGACAGCGGAUUGUCUAGGUCUGUGUCGAUGGCCACUGGCCUCAAUCAAAUAGACAGAAGACCCAAAGUGCGUACCAUUUUCCCCCACAAGUCUGGAAACAACAACACGCUACUGAGUUUUGAUGAAGGAGACAUUAUCUCGCUGCUGAUUCCUGACGAGAGGGAUGGCUGGCUUUACGGAGAGCUGCAGAAAAACAAACAGCGGGGCUGGUUUCCAUCAUCCUACUGUCGUGUAUACACAGAGCUAGCGGUAAAUAACAGUAUUGCUGGAAAUCCUCCGAUGCGCAGUAAGAGCGUGGCCAACCUCAUGCAGAAGGACCCCGAGGACGACAUGAUGGUUCUGCCUCCAGCGGACUACAACGAUUCGCCCGUCAGGAGAAACUCCACCAAGAGUCUGAUGCAGACAUACACCUCCUCAUAUGAAAACCCGGUGGUGCCUCAGUCAAACGGGCUGCCAAAGCAUCCGCUCCUAGGGGGAGGGAACCCAUUCGCUACUGUCAAACUCCGGCCCACAGUCACCAAUGACAGAUCAGCACCCAUCAUCUGAUCAACACCGAGGAUGCUGGGAUUACUCACACACACACACCACAUACUGUUCAACCACUAUUUAUGUCAAGUCCCUUUUAAACCUCUCUCUCUCUCUCUAUGUAUUAAUGUAUACACACUCACACACACAUGCAUAUAGAGAGAGAGGGAAUCAGUGUAUAUGCAUUUAGUUGUAAUGAUCCAUAGUCAGAUGCUUAACUUUCAGAGUAUCAUUCUGUAAAUAUAUGAGAAGAUGGGUGUGAUCUUAAGUUUUUUAAAUCAUUGUCGAGAUCUUUCCUAACACGUACACUAGAUGGGAACCUGCAUAAGCAGAAAGGUCCUGAUGAUAGUGAUGUGAACCGAAACACUGAUGAGAAAUUCCACUUACUGUUGAUGCUGUCUGAACUGGUGUCUGACCCUCAAGCUGGUAACUCGUGUAAGCCGUGUUCAUGUGAGCACGUUUACCAGGGUUAGCUGACCUCCAGGGCCACAGGCGAGACAGAAGCCCUUUUAGCUCAUUUUGUCUUUUAGAUCAUCGAUGCUUUUAGAACGAGGGAGCUUUGCUUUUAGCAGCGUAGUUUUAACACUGAAUAAUGAUCCAUUGUCGGUCAGUGGAUAGUGAUUGAUUUAUCUUCUGCUUGGGGGAACUAUUCAUUUGGCUUUGAUUGUAUCAAUGCACUUUUCUGUUGAUGUUGGCCUGAGAUCUUGUAGAUCACUGCUGUAUGAAAAUAAAAAUAUUUUAUUUCUAAA